Messenger RNA from Epinephelus fuscoguttatus (brown-marbled grouper), 4010 nucleotides. RefSeq names its product nuclear factor 7, brain-like. Lineage: Eukaryota; Metazoa; Chordata; Actinopteri; Perciformes; Serranidae. The transcript has a single exon. The record is from RefSeq and is a predicted model, not a curated record. Gene Ontology annotation, molecular function: protein binding; zinc ion binding. The coding region runs from base 1 to 1389 and encodes 462 amino acids.
AUGGCUUCCAGAUCAGAGGAGGAUCUCUGCUGUCCGGUCUGUCAGGACGUCUUUAGACAUCCUGUUCUUCUGUCAUGUAGCCACAGCUUCUGUAAAGACUGUCUGAAGAGCUGGUGGAAAGACAAACAAACAAAGGAGUGUCCAGUUUGUAAGAGAAGAUCUUCAAAAGAACCACCUUUAAACCUGGCGUUAAAGAACCUGUGUGAGGCCUUCUUACAGGAGAGAGAUCAGAGAGCUUCAGAGGCUCUCUGCAGUCUGCACUCUGAGAAACUCAAACUCUUCUGUCUGGACCAUCAGCAGCCAGUGUGUCUCGUCUGCAGAGAUUCAGACAAACACACCAACCACAGAUUCAGACCCGUUGAUGAAGCUGCACGACAACACAAGAAGGAAGUUGAGGAAACUCUGGAGCCCUUAAAGGAGAAGUUAAAGGUUUGUGAACAAGUUAAAGUGAAGUGUGAACAAACAGCACAACACAUGAAGGUCCAGGCCCGACGCACAGAGAGGCAGAUUAAGGAGCAGUUUAAGAAGCUUCACCAGUUUCUAGAAGAGGAAGAGGAGGCCAGGAUGGCUGCACUGAGGGAGGAAAAGGAGCAGAAGAGUCAGAUGAUGAAGGAGAAGAUGGAGGCUGUGAGCAGAGAGAUAGCAGCUCUUGCAGACACAGUCAGAGCCACAGAGGACGAGCUGAGAGCUGAAGACGUCUCAUUCCUGCUCAACUACAAGGCUGCAGUGGACAGAGUCCAGCAGCGCCCCCUGCUGGAUGAUCCACAGCUGCUCUCAGGAGCUCUGAUAGACGAGGCCAAACACCUGGGCAACCUGACCUUCAAAAUCUGGAACAAGAUGAAGGACAUGGUCUCCUACACUCCUGUGAUCCUGGAUCCAAACACUGCUAGUCCAUAUCUCAUCCUGUCUGAAGAUCUGACCAGUGUGAGAGGAGCAGAGGAGGAGCAGCAGCUUCCUGAUAAUCCAGAGAGAUUUGAUCAACACUGGUCUUCUCGCGCCUCUGAGGGCUUUAACUCAGGGACUCACAGCUGGGAUGUCGAGGUUGGAGACAGUACAGGGUGGGGCCUGGGUGUGUUAGCAGAGUCUGUCAAGGGGAGGGGACACAUGCGGUCUAAAUUAUGGGGAAUACGGAUGUUUAACGGUGAAUACUCAGCAUGGUCACCACCGGAUUUAUCAACUGAUCUUCAUCAUCAGAAGAAGCUCCAGAGGAUCAGAGUGAAUCUGGACUGGAACAGAGGAAAGCUGUCGUUCUCUGAUCCUGAUACUAACACACACAUACACACCUUCACACACACUUUCACUGAUAGGAUGUUUCCAUACAUUAGCUGUUUGGAUAAAGUGAAGAUAUUACCACUGAAGAUCUCUGUGACAGGUAAACUGAGCAGUUAGAGAUGAAGAGGAUGAUUAUAUCCAUGAUGUUGUUUAUUCCUUUAAAGGAAAAGUCACUGAAUUGAAUCCAGUGAGCUGCACCUGUCUCCCUGCUGUCUCAUUAUUCCAAAGAUAUGUUUAUUUUGUUUCAGUCAUUGUUUUUAUUUUAUUUUUGUUGUUAUUAAGUUCAACAAUCUGAUUUUGUUUCUGUAUUUUGAAAUUUCAAAUGUAAAAUUAUGUCAUUUCAUAACUGAUUGUCACUGCUCGUCUCUCAUUUCAAGAGUUUUGAAAUGAGAUGUUCACUGAUGCAGAAGAACAUGAACAUGAGCAUGUAAACAAGACAAAAUAAAGGUGUAUUAAAUAUGCAUUACGUAAAUAAAGGGAAGAAACAUUAAUGAUAAUAAUGAUAAUUAGAAAAAACCUUAGUCUACAUACAGGACUUCCUUAACCCCUUCUAUUCCCUUCUCCAUUACCCUUGUCUCACUCAUAAACUCACACAGUAAGUAUGAGUUUAUGAGUUAGGUACAUAGUACAACUCAGGAACUGUACUUUGUGCAACCUGUGAUAUGAGAGGCUGUCAGAUUGUGAUUUUCAUGGGAGUCUGACUCACAAGUCAGUCUUGAGAUGUUUUGCUUAUCUAAAGACUGAUGACUUUCUCCCUGAUUUUGUGUUUAGAUGGGCGGAUACAAUUCAAUGUAAGUCCUUCAUUUCCACAAUCUUGUGGACUGAGCACACAUUUGAUAAAAUGGAGUUACAUCUCUCGGCAUCCAUUUUCAAGCUCUCUGUGUGUUUGUGUCCUCACGGACGAGAAAAGGGGGAGCACACAUUUCUGGGAGGGCGUGUCCUUUUCAAAAAUGCAAGAGAUGUUGCUUUGUUGCCGGCCGUUUUCUCCGGUGUGUUAAACACACUUUAGAAAGGAGUGUCCCCAGACUAUCAGAAGGCGGAGAUCUCUGAUUGUCUGGUGGCGAGACUACCCUCUAAGAGGCUCUUAUCCUUUCCAGGUGUAGUGUGCUGGUUAGGUCAUGUAGUCACACACUAUAGGUUGGACCUGUUGUUCCUAUCCAUGACAUUAGUAACAGCUUUAUUUGUUGUAAUGAUACAGUAGGGGAGGAAUUUUUGUUGGGCAAUGGAGUUUUUUAAUGCUUCAGAUACACCCUGAAUGAUUAGUAUGGGUUCUUGUUCCAGUGAAACAUUAAUAAUUUCUGAGAUGCUGUUAAAGACAUUGGACCAAAAAGAUGAAACCUUAGGGCAGAAGACAAAGCUGUGAGAAAGGAUUGGCUCUGAGGUCUGACAUUUAUCACAAGCUGGUGACGUAUUUGGAUAUAUGUUGUGUAUUUUGGCCUUGGAAUAGUGGAGUCUCAGUAGUGUUUUAAAUUGUAUAAGACAGUGUCUGGCGUUGUAGCAUUUGUGUAUGUGUUCAAGACUUUUUUGGCAUUGUAAAAAAGUAUUUCUAUAUAUUUCGUAAAUUAUGUAUGACAGCAUUACGGUAGUAGAUUGAUUUAUCAACUGAAGUGGGAGCUAUGAGUAUAGCACCAAUAGAGAAGGGUGUAGAUGUUUCUUACCUAUCCUAUGUGAUUUGUAAUACCACAAGAAAGGAAUUAUUGUGGAGUCUCAUCUCUUAAAGAAUGACUUUGUUAGAAAUAGGGAUAGUUUGCCUUAGAUAUAAUAUUUGAGAUAAAAAAAGAUCAUCUUAGAGAUCUUUGAGAUCACUCUGCCAACUAGGGAGAUGGGAAGAGUUUUACUUUUUAAUGUGUCUAUUAGGGAGUAGAAGUUGGCCUGCAGUUGGAAUUUUUUGUUGCUAUCUUAAAUGGAAAUUGUUCAAAAGCUUUUAGAAAGGUCAAAUUGACUGGCAACAAUAUACUUUAAUUCCAAUUAAUACUGUAUCCUGAAAAUGUACCAAAAAAUAAAUUUUCUCUAAAACAGCUGAUAUAGUAGUUUGCAGUUUUGUUAUAUACAGAAGAACAUCAUCUGCAUAUCAUGAUAUGUUGUUUGUUUUUUCUUUUGUAUCAUAGCCACAGAUGUGCAGGUCUCAUCGAAUACUCUGGGCAGGUGGCUCUUUGAUAGAGGGCAGCCUUGUCUUGUUCCCCUAAGUGUAAAGGGAGGAAAAGUGUCAGAUUUGUAAGAUUAUGUGUUUUUGGAUUCUUAUAGAGAAGUUUGAUCCAUGCUAGAAAGUGAAGUCCAAGAUUGACUCUCAGUAGGACCUCAAAUAAAUAUGACCAUUCAAUCUGAUCGACUGUUUUUUCAGCAUCAAGCCCAAGUAUGAGCAGGUCUUUAUUUCCUUUCCUUUUUGUCUAUAUAAUAUUAAAAAAGGUGUCUUCGAGUAAAGAAUUUCUGUUGGGUAUGAAGCCUGUUUGAUCCAUAUGCACCAAUUGGUUUAAUAAAGGGUUUGUUCUAUUGGCUAAGGUUUUAGCAAACAACUUUCUGUCUACAUUCAGUGGAGAGAUCAGGCGAUAUGAGCCUAUCUCUUGCACAUCUUUACCUUUUUUGGAAAACACGGUAAUUACUGCUUCUGUUAAGGUUGGUGGGACAGUGCCCUCUAACUGGGCUUUUGUUUACAUUCUAUGUAAGUAUGGCAAUAGAGUUUUAUUGAAUUUCUUGUACAGUUCAUUCGAAAUCCCAUGUAGGCCUGGUGGGUUUUUUUU